This is a messenger RNA of Corylus avellana, 2928 nucleotides long. Its product is annotated as two-component response regulator ORR21. Gene Ontology annotation, biological process: cytokinin-activated signaling pathway; phosphorelay signal transduction system. The record is from RefSeq and is a predicted model, not a curated record. Gene Ontology annotation, molecular function: DNA binding. NCBI's taxonomy places the organism in Eukaryota, Viridiplantae, Streptophyta, Magnoliopsida, Fagales, Betulaceae.
GUCUGUCUGUGUCUCUUUUUGUUCAAUUCCGCUUUUUCUCAGACACAAAAAUCCCAACAAAAUCAAACCCCUGUAACUCCCACUCCUUUCUCGCCCGGAUCUGUUAAUUUGUUUCGUUUUCUCCCACGUUUUCUCUCGGAUGAUAGGGCUUACUAUAACAGAUCUGGCUCCAAAACGCGAUAAAAAUGGUCAAUUCCCGCACUUUUAGAGGCGCGGAGUAGUGGGCUCAGUUGGGCUUUAGAUUCUUGAGUUGCGAUGGCGGCUAUGCAGAGAGUGUCGCAUUCGAACGUGACCACAAGCGGGGCGAGCGGCUUUGCCUCCUCGACGUCCUCGUGCAAGGGCGGGGGUGCUUCUGCUUCUACUGCUGAAGUUGGGGUUCACGAUCAGUUCCCGGCGGGCCUUAGGGUUCUCGUGGUCGACGACGACUUUACUUGCCUGAAGAUUCUUGAGCAGAUGCUCAACCGCUGCCGCUAUUACGUUACCACUUGCUCUGAGGCUACUGUCGCUUUGAAUCUCCUACGGGAGAAGAAGGGGUGUUUUGAUGUGGUACUGAGUGAUGUACAUAUGCCUGAUAUGGAUGGUUUUAAACUUCUGGAGCUUGUUGGGCUAGAAAUGGAUCUUCCUGUUAUUAUGAUGUCUGCUGAUGGGAGAACAAGUGCUGUGAUGAGAGGAAUUAGACAUGGGGCUUGUGAUUAUUUGAUUAAGCCUAUUCGUGAGGAAGAGCUCAAAAAUAUAUGGCAGCAUGUUGUUAGGAAAAAAUGGAAUGAAAAUAAAGAACAUGAACACUCAGGCAGCUUGGAAGAGAAUGACCGGCAUAAGCGGGGGAAUGAUGAUACUGAAUAUGUUUCCUCUGGUAAUGAUGGAUCUGAAGGAAUGCUGAAAGCUCAGAAAAAAAGGGGCAAUGCUAAAGAUGAAGAUGAACUUGGAUUGGAAAGUGAUGAUCCUUCUGCAUCCAAGAAACCACGUGUAGUCUGGUCUGUGGAGCUCCAUCAGCAAUUUGUCAGUGCUGUGAACCAACUGGGGCUUGAUAAGGCUGUGCCAAAGCGAAUUUUGGAAUUGAUGAAUGUACCUGGUUUAACUAGAGAAAAUGUUGCUAGCCAUUUGCAGAAAUUUAGGCUAUAUUUGAAGAGGUUAAGUGGAGUAGCUCAACAGCAGAGUGGAGUUUCUAAUACCAUUUGUGGGUCUGUGGACCCAAAUGUGAAACUGGGUUCACUUGGACGAUUUGACAUCCCAGCAUUGGCUGCUUCUGGUCAAAUCGCACCACAAACACUGGCAGCCCUGCAUGCUGAGCUUUUAGGUCGACCAGCAGGUAACCUAGUGGCAGCAAUGGAGCAGCCUGCUCUUCUACAAGCAUCUUUACAGGGACCCAAGCGUAUCCCUGUUGAACAUGGUGUGGCAUUUGGUCAGCCCUUAGUAAAUUGCCAAUCAAAUGUUUCGAAACACUUUCAGCAAUCAAUCAUUCCUCCUGUGGAAGAUGUUUCGUCUGGGUUAGGAGCGUGGCCAUCCAAUAACCUUGGUCCAGUUGCACCUAAUAACAAUCUUGGGGGGAUGAGUGCUCAGAAUAGCAACAUGUUGAUGGAUAUAUUACAGCAGCAGCAGCGACAACAGCAGCAAGAAUCGCAGCAGCAGUCUUUGCUUUCUGAGCCUAGCCGUUCAAUCAAUGUGCAGCCAUCUUGCCUUGUAGCUCCCUCUCAGCCAUCUGCCAAUUUUCAGGCAGGAAACAGUCCUGCUUCAGUCGGUCAGAAUUGUAGCUUUAACAGGAGUUCUGUUAUUGAUUACAGUCUUCUCUCGCCUCAAUCAAAUAAUUCCCCAUUGAAUAUAGGACAAUUCUCUAAUGGGGUUAUGAAAAGUACAGGUGUUCUUAAUGGCUACUCAGCCCCAGGUUCUAUUUCUCCUUCUGUGUCGUCUUGCCCUGUAAAUGUUACUAACAUGGGUCUGCAAGGUCAAGCCACCAUUACAUUUAGUGCUGCCAGACAGUUGCCAGGAAUUGUUCCUAGUAUGCAUGAUAUUCAGGCUUCUUAUGUUGCGAAAAGAGGAGAAGUGCUUGAUCAAGGACCUCUUCGGAAUCUCGGAUUUGUUGGUAAAGGUACUUGCAUUCCAAGUCGAUUUGCAGUAGAUGAUUUUGAAUCACAAAUGAAUAACUUGAGCCAUGGAAAACUAUAUGCGGAGAACAACAGAGUUAAGCAAGAGCCAAGUGUUGAUUUUAUGGAUAAUGCAAGACCGGGCAUCUCUAUAUUACAACAAUUUUCGUCGAAUGAUGUCACGAGUGUUUUUACAGAAUAGGCUUGCACUGUGUGGUGAGAUUGCAACUUAUUGUCAAAUGCUGAGAAGGGAUUGUUGUCAGAGGAAUGCAACACUUCUCAAUUUUUUCUUUUCAAAAUUUGCUCACCGAAUAUGGUCACACAUUUUUAAAAAAUAAUAGAUUGUGACAUUAUUUGGAAAGUAAAUUUUAGAGAAAAAUUUUGGGAAGUGUAGGUAAUUCUUAAUAUUUUUAGGGUAGAUCGGAUUGGCAGUGGCUGUACCAAACUCGGUGCACUGUGGAAGCUUCUUUUAGAAGGAAUUCUUGUUGUGAACAGGUUCACGUGUGUAGGAGAGUAGGAUUAGCUUUUUAAUUAGGGUAGGAAUAAUAAGUUGUGUCAGACAACAGCUUGAAUUGGUUUCCAGCAUGGUGGCAUCUUGCCUGCAUAAUUGUGUAGUUAAUUAGGGCUUUUUUCUUUUUUCUUUUUUUUUUUUUUCUUUUUUUAACGUUAUUGAGAAAUUUCUCAUUUAUUUAUUACUCGUUGGAUCUGCUAAGCUGGUUGUAAAUAUAUUAUUUAUUUCUAUUCUGAGCUACUGCAUGUAAGCUGACCAACCAAACUUAAACUAAUAUAACCUGGGUUUGGUUGGAAACCUCAAAUUGAGGGCUCAAAGCUUGCAUUGUUGCUACUA